UCUCUCUCCCUGUUGGAAUCUUUUUAGAUCAUGUUCGAGACAUUCAACGUGCCCGCUAUGUACGUAUCCAUCCAAGCUGUACUUUCUCUGUAUUCAUCUGGUCGUACAACGGGGAUAGUCCUGGACUCUGGUGACGGAGUCUCCCAUACUGUACCUAUUUAUGAAGGUUACUCGCUACCCCAUGCGAUCUCGAGGAUCGACUUAGCUGGGCGAGACCUGAACGAUUACCUGAUGCGAAUGCUAACCGAGCGUGGCUACUCAUUCACGACAACUGCUGAACGCGAAAUCGUCCGUGAUAUCAAGGAGAAGCUAACAUACGUAGCUCUCGACUUCGAACAGGAGAUGACCACAGCAUCACGCAGCUCUACAGUGGAGAAGAGCUACGAGCUACCAGAUGGAGAAGUUAUUAGUACUGGUAACGAACGUUUCCGCUGUCCUGAGGCUCUUUUCCAACCAUCUCUCCUGGGCAUGGAGCAGGCUGGCAUACACGAAACGACGUACAAUAGUAUUAUGAAGUGUGACGUGGACAUCCCCAAGAACCUCUACUCCAGUAUCGUUCUAUCUGGUGGAACCACCAUGUACCCGGGUAUCGCUGACCGAAUGCAAAAAGAGAUAUCUGCCCUCGCACCCAGCUCGAUGAAGGUAAAGAUCAUCGCUCCACCUGAAAGGAAGUACUCUGCGUGGAUCGGUGGCUCUAUUCUAGCUUCGCUGCGCACCUUCCAGCCGAUGUGGAUCUGCAAGGAAGAUUACAACGAAUUUGGUCCAAGCAUUGUAAACCGAAAGUGCAUCAGCUAUUAGUGGGCGCUACACUUCCGUACACAUGUCUUGCUCUCGUCUUGUUUUUCUCUUUCUCUCUCUUAGGUCCUUCUCUAUUUUUCUUGGCGCGCUUUGUCUGUGCAGACGCCGAGACCACCAAGUUCGGCUGAGCAGCAGGGCCCGCCGCCACU
Sycon ciliatum is the source of this 947-nucleotide messenger RNA. Its product is annotated as actin, plasmodial isoform-like. The transcript has a single exon. The record is from RefSeq and is a predicted model, not a curated record. NCBI's taxonomy places the organism in Eukaryota, Metazoa, Porifera, Calcarea, Leucosolenida, Sycettidae. Bases 31 to 798 code for a protein of 255 amino acids.